AUGCAUUGGAAUUUCCUCCAGAUCAUUCCUUUGGUCUUCCUGCCCCUAGUGGAGGCCGAAGGAACAGUACAGGAUCUGUGGGAAUCACCACAAUACCCGGAUUACACCACCACCUACACAGCAGGAACCACAAUCAAAGCCAGUUGGGAUCCGGAUCUCGUCACCCAGUUUGCCUACUUCUGUGCAGACUGCGAUGUCUCAAAUGUAGACCUAUGGCUCACGGGGACAAGUUAUACUCGCAAGCUUGAGGCUGGCGUGGAUGUCAACACGACAACAAGCUACGAAUGGGCUAUCAACCUUGAUGACAGCGACAUCGAAGCCUCAACAGAAUGGACAUUCCGCUUCCUUCCCGCUGAUGCCUCCUGGGGUAGCAACGACCAGGAAAUCUCCUCUGCUAAAUUCAACAUCGACCCUAGACCUUCUGCCUCAUCAUCCUCUGCAACACCUUCACCAACGCCCGACCCAACGUCAAAAACUUCAACUCCCAGUGCGCCCGCGGCUACAGAAACGAACUCUACGGACGCUGACCAAGAUGAUGGCGGCAGUAGCACUCUCUCAACAGGUGCGAAAGCCGGAGUCGGCGUCGGUGUUGGCGCUGGCGGUCUUAUUAUCAUCGCGCUCGCCUUCCUUCUCUGGAGACGUAUGAGAGCUCUAAAGGCCAGCAAAGCUGCGGGCCCUGAGACUGUUGGUGGGUACAGCAAUAUCAACCAAUAUCCGUCUCCAGGAGAUGGGUAUUUUGCUCCGCCAAAGACCAAGACUGCACCUCUGGAAUCAUCUGUUACAGCUAGAUCUGUUGCUUUGACCGAGUUGCCUGGAGAUGAGAAUGCUCGAGAAAUGGACGCCGGCAGAGAUGCGCAGCGCCCGCCCGUUGAAAUGGAUGCGAGCACACGUCGUUAG
Aspergillus versicolor CBS 583.65 is the source of this 897-nucleotide messenger RNA. RefSeq lists its product as uncharacterized. The transcript is spliced from 2 exons. Bases 1 to 897 code for a protein of 298 amino acids. The record is from RefSeq and is a predicted model, not a curated record. Lineage: Eukaryota; Fungi; Ascomycota; Eurotiomycetes; Eurotiales; Aspergillaceae.